GCCGGCCGCCAGGCCCCCCGCCGCCUUGGUGGAUCGCAGUUCAUUUCGCUCUCUUCCUCCCCCUUGGGGUCCCGACGCCCGAGGGCCGGCCCCGCCACUGGGGCCCGAGACUCCGCCGCGGGAAACGGCCCUCAUUUUGUUCUUGCCCGCAGGCCCUUCCCGCGCCCUCCGCUUGCGGCGUUUAAUGGAUGGGGGUUUCUGAGUAUUUCCUCUCCCUUUUUCUCGCCUUCUGACUGCAAGGCCGGACGCGAGACUCCGCGCCUCUGCCCUCCCGGUGUCUCCCUCGCACCCGCGCGGACACAGAUCCACCUGCCUCCCCGCGGGGCAUGGCCCGCUGCUGGGACACCGCGGCCUGAGACUGCCCGCCCCGGCGCCCAGGCCACGCUCCGCCGCCCUCGACCCUCCGCGCCCACAUUCUGAGCUCUCUGCAAGGAGAGGAGCCGCCGGGGAAGAUGUGGCUGAAGCUGUUUUUCUUGCUCCUCUAUUUUCUGGUCCUCUUCGUCCUGGCCAGGUUUUUCGAGGCCAUUGUGUGGUAUGAAACUGGCAUCUUUGCCACGCAGCUCGUGGAUCCCGUGGCGCUGAGCUUCAAGAAGCUGAAGACCAUUCUGGAGUGCCGGGGCCUGGGCUACUCGGGGCUGCCAGAGAAGAAGGAUGUCCGGGAGCUGGUGGAGAAGUCAGGCGACUUGAUGGAGGGUGAACUCUAUUCUGCGCUCAAGGAGGAAGAAGCAUCUGAAUCUGUUUCUAGCACCAAUUUCAGUGGUGAAAUGCACUUCUAUGAGCUUGUAGAAGACACGAAAGAUGGCAUCUGGCUGGUUCAGGUCAUAGCAAAUGACAGAAGUCCCUUGGUGGGUAAAAUUCACUGGGAGAAAAUGGUGAAAAAGGUGUCAAGAUUUGGAAUACGCACAGGCACUUUUAACUGUUCCAGUGAUCCCAGAUACUGCAGAAGAAGAGGCUGGGUACGGUCCACACUCAUCAUGUCUGUUCCACAAACGAGUACUUCUAAAGGGAAAGUCAUGCUUAAAGAAUACAGUGGGCGCAAGAUUGAAGUAGAGCACAUUUUUAAAUGGAUAACUGCUCAUGCAGCUUCUCGGAUCAAAACCAUUUAUAAUGCUGAACAUUUGAAAGAAGAGUGGAAUAGAAGUGAUCAGUAUUGGGUGAAAAUAUACCUAUUUGCUAACCUUGACCAACCCCCAGCCUUCUUCUCUGCACUAAGUAUAAAAUUUACUGGAAGAGUUGAGUUUAUUUUUGUUAAUGUAGAAAAUUGGAACAACAAGAGUUAUAUGACAGAUAUUGGUGUAUAUAACAUGCCAUCAUACAUACUUAGGACUCCUGAAGGAAUUUACAGAUAUGGAAACCACACAGGCGAAUUUUUAUCCCUUCAGGCCAUGGAUUCAUUUUUACGCUCAUUACAACCUGAAGUAAAUGACCUGUUUGUCUUGAGCUUGGUCCUAGUUAAUCUUAUGGCUUGGAUGGCCUUAUUCAUUACACAGGGAGCCACCAUAAAGCGAUUUGUGGUUCUCAUAAGCACUUUAGGGACAUAUAAUUCUCUGUUAAUUAUUUCCUGGCUACCUGUGUUGGGCUUUUUACAGCUCCCUUACUUAGAUAGCUUUUACGAAUAUAGCUUAAAAUUGUUGAGAUAUUCCAAUACAACCACAUUGGCUUCAUGGGUCAGGGCAGACUGGAUGUUCUAUUCUUCACACCCGGCCCUGUUUCUCAGCACGUACCUUGGACAUGGCUUACUAAUUGAUUACUUUGAGAAGAAAAGAAGACGCAACAACAACAACGAUGAAGUCAAUGCCAAUAACUUAGAAUGGUUAUCAAGUCUGUGGGACUGGUACACCAGCUACCUCUUCCACCCAAUUGCUUCUUUUCAGAACUUUCCUGUAGAAUCGGACUGGGACGAAGACCCUGACUUAUUCUUGGAGCGGUUGGCUUUCCCUGACCUUUGGCUUCACCCUCUGAUACCAACUGAUUACAUAAAAAACUUACCAAUGUGGCGAUUUAAAUGUCUUGAAGUUCAGUCUGAAGAGGAAAUGUCGGAGGGGUCUCAAGAUACUGAAAAUGACUCAGACAGUGAGAGCACAGACACUUUUAGCAGUGAGAAGGAAAUAUUUGAAGGUAAACAAAACAUAGUUCACAAUUCUCCAGGAAGAGCAAGUCACUGUGAUGCUGAGGCUUGUUCGUGUGCCAAUAAAUAUUGUCAGACCAACCCAUAUGAAAGGAAAGGGAGGUCAUAUGGAUCCUAUAACACUAAUGAAGAUAUGGAACCUGAUUGGUUAACUUGGCCUGCAGAUAUGCUGCACUGUACUGAAUGUGUUGUUUGCCUAGAGAAUUUUGAAAACGGAUGUUUGCUAAUGGGGUUGCCUUGCGGUCAUGUGUUCCAUCAGAAUUGCAUUGUGAUGUGGUUGGCUGGGGGCCGACACUGUUGCCCUGUUUGCCGGUGGCCUUCUUAUAAAAAAAAGCAGCCAUGUGCACAGCACCAGCCCUUGUCAAAUGAUGUCCCAUCUUAACCAUGUGCAAUUUGUCCUUUAUAAGCUUUGAGUAUCUUACAGCUUGCCUUUUUAAUGUUAGUCACAAUGUUUUUGUGGUUUGACGUUUAGUUUUAAUGUUUAGUGCAGUGGCAGG
Messenger RNA from Tupaia belangeri chinensis (Chinese tree shrew), 2625 nucleotides. RefSeq names its product E3 ubiquitin-protein ligase RNF103. NCBI's taxonomy places the organism in Eukaryota, Metazoa, Chordata, Mammalia, Scandentia, Tupaiidae. Gene Ontology annotation, cellular component: endoplasmic reticulum. The transcript is spliced from 4 exons. Bases 453 to 2510 code for a protein of 685 amino acids. Gene Ontology annotation, molecular function: ubiquitin-protein transferase activity. Gene Ontology annotation, biological process: ERAD pathway; vacuolar transport; protein ubiquitination. The record is from RefSeq and is a predicted model, not a curated record.